This is a messenger RNA of Limanda limanda (common dab), 3242 nucleotides long. It is a transcript of the gene txndc5, whose product is annotated as thioredoxin domain containing 5. Gene Ontology annotation, molecular function: protein disulfide isomerase activity. Gene Ontology annotation, biological process: protein folding. The transcript has 10 exons. Gene Ontology annotation, cellular component: endoplasmic reticulum. Lineage: Eukaryota; Metazoa; Chordata; Actinopteri; Pleuronectiformes; Pleuronectidae. The coding region runs from base 30 to 1265 and encodes 411 amino acids. The record is from RefSeq and is a predicted model, not a curated record.
CAGCAGGGACACACACGCACACACUCACCAUGGCUCCUGCACUGAACCGCACACCGGCGUUGUGGUCGUGUGUUUGUCUAGCCUCGCUGCUUCUCUCCGGUGUGUUCUGCGACGCGGAGGCAGAGGAAGAUGAACACGCCAAGCACUCGUACACGGUGGAGAUGUUCAACGAGGCGGUGCCCACCGCGCCGCACUUUGUCAUGUUUUACGCCCCGUGGUGCGGCCAUUGCCAGAGAUUACAGCCAGCAUGGAAUGAACUGGGAGACAAAUACAACAGCAUGGAUGAUCCUCAGGUGUACGUGGUGAAGGUCGACUGCGUCCAAGACACCAAGUUCUGCUCCAGUGAACAUGGGAUUAGAGGCUACCCCACGCUUAAGUUGUUCAGGCCAGACCAGGAGGCAGUGAAAUACCAGGGGUCCAGAGAUCUGCAGUCCAUGGAGACGUGGAUGCUGCAGACACUCCAGGAGCAGCCUGGGGAACCAGAGACUGAACUGGAGCCCCCCAAAGCCCCAGAGCCCAAACAGGGCAUGUAUGAGCUCACCGCUCUGAACUUCAAGGCCCAUAUAGCCAAAGGUGCUCAUUUCGUUAAGUUCUUUGCUCCUUGGUGCGGCCACUGCAAAGCCAUGGUACCAACCUGGGAACAGCUGGCCAACACCUUAGAGCACGCCGAUGAUGUCAAGAUCGGGAAGGUGGACUGUACACAGCACUAUGAGGUGUGUUCUGACAACGGAGUGCGGGGGUAUCCCACACUGAUCUUCUUCAACAAUGGCCAGAAGACGGAACAGUACAAAGGAAAAAGAGACUUGGACUCUUUCAAAGACUUUGUGGACAAUCAGCUGAAGGCCGCCAUUGCUGAGGAGCCAGAGCAGGAACCAAGCAUCGAACAAAUGGCAAACGAGAUCCCAUCUGAUGAGCCGGCCAAAGAGGAGACCAGCGUGUUGGACCUGACAGAGACAAACUUUGAUGAGUCAGUGGCAAAGGGCUUCACCUUUAUCAAGUUCUAUGCUCCAUGGUGCGGCCACUGUAAGAAUCUUGCUCCAACAUGGGAGGAUCUUUCCAAGAAGGAGUAUCCUGGCCUCACUGAUGUCAAGAUAGCCAAAGUGGACUGCACCGUUGAGCGCACACUCUGCAACAAGUAUUCUGUACGAGGCUACCCCACGCUGAUCAUCUUCAGGGCAGGGAACCAGGGUGACGAGCACCACGGAGGACGGGACCUGGAGAGCUUGCACAGCUUCAUCAUGAGGCAGGCGAGAGACGAGCUGUAGAAAAACUGUGAAGACCGCGCCCACACUUCAUAUCUGACCAGUAGGACACCACUCUCUCUCUCGCUCGCUCUCAUACAGAAGCGAGCUCUCCCUUUAUCUCUCUCCACUCGGGUUUGGUGGUCUGGUCUUUCUCCAGUGUUCAAGGAGAGAAUGAUUCAGUUUGGGAUCUGUUGUAUUUGUCAUUGCUGUUAUUCGACCUCAAGUCUCCUAAUGGGGAGAAUAUUGUUUCAGUUGGGCCUGCACAUGAAGUAAUACUGUGUCUGACAUUCACUUUGCAAGCACUGCUCAAUUGAUCGGAACCAGAAUUCCUCAGACAGGUAAUGUUUAUUAAAAGGGUAACACUGAAAAGGUUCCUGGUUAAAAAUCAAUUGUUUCUGACUUAAACUUCUGUUGCCAUUUGACUUUUUUUUUAAAUAAAUGAAUUUUUUUAUACAUGGGAUCUGUUGUUAAAUCAUGAGCCAUUAAUGUUACGGUACUUGGUAAAAGCUUGCGUCAUCCGAAUGUUAUUAUUUUUGAGUUAAGUUGCGGGAAACUCAUAUCCACUCCACUAAUGGCUCGUCUGACUUAACACUCAGGGAAACCCAGGCUAGAGGGCGCUGUAGCGAAGGCUGCGUUAAGGGAGUCGGACAUGGAACAGGGACGCGACUUCAUUUUUCUCUUUGUGAUUAAGAGAAAAUAAAAGAUCUGAUUAAUUAUUCAUACUUGUUGGAAAGUACAGAAAAUUAGCAAAGAUCGAAGUCAUGCACCGGACUUCUUUUCCGACUCCUCCCGCCCUCUCUGCUCCUCCCAGUGUUCAGCCUCUCAUGCCUGGACCAUGUCGCUCCAUAUCUCUGUUACUGAACAUCUGUAGACUUACUGCUUCUUCUGUUCAUUCAGAAACAUCCAUCAGACAGUCAAAUGUUUCCGUAGAACUUUCCUUUCAAAAUAUCGCCAAAUUUAUGAAUGUAAUUUUUCGCUGGCACUGUUUUCUAAGUCAUCUUUUCAAGAAAAAGCGUGACAGCUUUUACGAGUUUUCCUCUGCGGUCAGACAUUUUUAUAAAGCAAUGUUAGUACUGAAAGAACUUAAGCUCAAAGCCAGCCAGGCUAUCUAGCAUCACAUCACUUCUCUUAGGAUGAUUUAGUUGGUGUGGUUGAUCCAGCUGCAUCUACCAUCUUUAUCAUUUGUCCCUAAUAGGGGCAGCCUGUUGCAUUAGUUUUCCGGUAUGCUUGGAACUUUCUGUGUGUCUCGACGACCCUGAAUUGGACGUAGGUGUGAUCAGUUGAGUGUAAAUGCCCAGUGUCAGAUGGGAUUGGCUCCUGCUGCCUCGUUGCCCUCAAAGGAUAAGCAGUAUAGAUAAUAGAUGAAUGGUUCUUAAUAAUCAUUCUGAUGUUAUAUUUUCUGUCGGUGGCUGUGAGACCAGUAUCUUGACUAAACAGGGGACUAUGACUCUGCUACAUGGGUAUUGGGUCUGAUCUUGGCUGCUAAUUCACCAUAUACAACCAAAAUAAACCAUUAUUAGCCUGGUUUUAACUUCCUAUUCUCACUGUAAGCAUUGGUUAGGUGUAUGUUUAGUCUACUGCAUACUGAGGCAUAGCAUGAACCCUCAAAUCCAACAUGUACUGAGGUAUUUAACUGUCAAAGGCCAAGGUUUGAGUAGGAUUCACAGUUUGAGGCUUUUCAUUUCCUUUUCCUGUGUUUAAACAUGUAGCGAUGUAACAAACUGCAUCCAUCCACAAGGCCGUGCCCACACCAUGCAAAUGCACAAUGCAGGGUGCCAUUUAUUGUCCAAACCAGGUAUACAAACAGUAAGACACAGCAGUUCUUUGUCAGUAAAAGUUUUUAUGGAUAGCACAUGGUCUUAAAAAAGAAAACUCCAGUGAGAAGUUUUUUUUCCUUGUGAGUCAUGGGUUGUGCUCUUCCCAUGGAUUUUGUACAAAAAAGGGUAAAUAAUGGCAAGUUGUAACAUGAGAUUUCAUAAUAAAUUUUUUCAAAAAUAA